AUGGUCGUUUGCGACGCCCCGGUCGCUGGCAUCGUCGGAGCAUACACGGGCAACAGCUUCGCUGUGCAAGCAUCCAUCGCAAGCGUGCUAGGUUGCGCUAUUUAUAGCGCCUUGGAACUGGUUGUGCUCGUGUUCUCCAUAUUCAACAAAUACAAUGGCCUAUACUUCUGGAGUUUGCUUAUCACGGCGUCACUGGGUGUUAUCCCCGACGCGAUCGGUCUGCUCCUGAAGUAUUUCGAGCUCGCGCCAAUUUGGAUCCCAGUCACGCUGUCGACGGCAGGAUGGAGCAUCAUGGUAACGGGACAGUCACUGGUGCUAUACUCCCGGCUUCAUUUUGUCGUGUUCAACCGAAAAAUACUCCACUUCGUGCUGGGCAUGAUCAUCUUCGACGCGAUUGUCCUACAGAUCCCUCAGAUCGUUGCCUCGUACGGCGCUGUCUACGUCUGCCACCUGCACUUCCAGGGCUUCUUUAGUAAGUGGGAGAAAAUACAGCUUACGGUGUUCUUCGUACAAGAGAUCAUCAUAUCAACAUUUUUUAUUAUCCAAACGCUCCGCUUAAUGCGUAUGUAUCCCAAACGGAGUGCCCGGAAGACGAAUAUCAUGUACCAGCUGUUGGCGAUCAACUCGUCUAUUAUAUUAAUGGACAUCUCACUUCUGGUACUGGAAUACUUGGACUUAUUCAUCACACAGACCGUUUGCAAAUGCUUUUUCUAUACAGUCAAACUCAAACUGGAGAUUGCGGUGUUGUCGCGGUUGACAAGCUUUGUGCAGUCGCACCAUCAGCUGGAAUGUUCGGGAUUGAGCUAA
Penicillium canariense is the source of this 807-nucleotide messenger RNA. RefSeq lists its product as uncharacterized. The transcript has a single exon. NCBI's taxonomy places the organism in Eukaryota, Fungi, Ascomycota, Eurotiomycetes, Eurotiales, Aspergillaceae. The coding region runs from base 1 to 807 and encodes 268 amino acids. The record is from RefSeq and is a predicted model, not a curated record.